Messenger RNA from Linum trigynum, 2193 nucleotides. Lineage: Eukaryota; Viridiplantae; Streptophyta; Magnoliopsida; Malpighiales; Linaceae. The record is from the annotation of a GenBank genome assembly.
AUGUCAGUUGUCAAGAAUGGUCCAUUAGGCCAGGCAGAGACAACUUGUGGAUCCCUUCUAAACGAGUUGCAGAUAAUCUGGGAUGAAGUUGGUGAGUCUGAUACUGAUCGUGAUAAGAUGCUAUAUGAACUUGAACAAGAAUGUCUCGAAGUAUACAGAAGAAAGGUGGAUCAGGCAAACCGGAAUAGAGCUCAGCUUAGACAGGCAAUUGCUGACUCUGAAGCUGAGCUCGCAGCAAUAUGUUCUGCAAUGGGAGAGCGACCGGUACACAUUAGACAGGCUGAUCAAAGCACUGGAAGCCUGAAGGCAGAACUUGAAACGAUUCUCCCACAACUUGAGGAGAUGCGCAAACGGAAGGUUGACAGAAGAAAUCAGUUUCUUCAAGUUCUUGAAGAGAUCCAGCAGAUUUCAAAUGAAAUAAAUGAAAUAGCUGGUGGUGCUUCUGUAAAUGAAAGUGACCUGUCUUUGAGGAAGCUGGAAGAGUUGCAUAGAAAGCUCCAUGCACUUCAAACUGAGAAGAAUGAUCGGCUGAAGCAGGUUCAGGAGGCUUUAGAUACCAUAAGCUCAUUUUGUGUGGUGCUUGGUAUGGAGCUCAAGCAAACAAUUGCUGAGAUUCAUCCAGAAUUUGACUGUGCUGACGUAUCAAAGAGAAUAAGUAAUGAAUCCAUCAAAUCUUUAGCUACUGCAAUUCAAAGAUUGCGAGAGUUGAAAUUACAAAGAAUGCAAAAGCUACAAGAUCUUGCAACUGCUAUGUUGGAGCUUUGGAACUUGAUGGAUACCCCUAUUGAAGAGCAGCAAGCAUUCCAGAAUGUUACAUGCAAUAUAGCUGCUGCGGAACAUGAGAUAACUGAACCAAAUACCCUUUCCAUGGACUUCCUCAAUUUUGUUGCAGCAGAAGUCUCCCGGUUGGAAGAGUUGAAAGUUAGUAAGAUGAGGGAGCUGGUUCUGAAAAAGAGGGCAGAGCUGGAUGAAGUCUGUAAGAAGACCCAUAUGGUCCCCGAAGCAAAUGUAGCGAUAGAUUGUGCCAUCGAAGCCAUAGAGUCUGGACAAGUAGACCCUGGAAGUCUCUUGGAGCAGAUUGAAUUUCAAGUUGCUAAUGUGAAGGAAGAAGCUUUUAGCAGGAAGGAAAUUCUUGACAAGGUUGAGAAAUGGAAAGCUGCGUGUGAGGAGGAAUCCUGGCUUGAGGAAUAUAAUAGGGAUGAUAAUAGAUACAAUGCUGGAAGAGGCACUCAUUUGAUUCUCAAGCGUGCUGAGAAAGCUCGUGCUUUAGUCACCAAAAUUCCAGGCAUGUUGGAGGGUUUGGCUUCUAAAACAAUGGCAUGGGAAAAGGAGAGGGGCAUAGAAUUCUUAUAUGAUGGUAUUCGCCUUCUUUCCAUGCUUGAAGAGUAUAGCAUUCUAAAACAAGAGAAAGAGGAAGAAAAGCGUAGGCAGCGGGAUCAAAAGAAGCUGCAGGGACAACUAAUAGCAGAACAAGAGGCUCUCUAUGGAUCAAAACCAAGUCCGUCCAAGAACCUUAGUUUCAAAAAGGGAUCUAGAGUUUCAACCGGAGGUGCAACCAAUAGAAGACUGUCCGUCGGAGGAGCGAUGCCACAAACUCCAAAACUCGACAAGACCCUCUCUAGCAGAACAUUGUCUUGCCGGUCUGCCAAGAAGAUCAACAACCACAAUGACUCACUAAGUCAGUAUCAGGAUGAUACGUUCUCUACCUUAUCUGCUGGUAGGAGAGGUCUGGAUAUAGCUGGUCUGCCCAUGAAAGCUCAGUCAUUUGGCACCGCAAACGGCCGAGAACCAGAAAUGCUGCUGCGGAAGCCAUUCUCACCCAUCUCUUCUACAACAUCAUCCAAAGCUAAUUAUGUAGAAGAGCCAGUCAGAGUAGCCCACGGGGAAAGUGCAUUCAAGAAGAAUGACCAGUUGUUCAUGACUCCCCCAAAGACCACUACCACCACUGCUGCUUACCUUGCUGAGGAAGAAAACAGAACUCCUAGGCUACUGCCAGUGUCUGCCAUGACACCCUCCACAGUGUCAGUACCGAUGCAGACAGCCAUGACUCCAGCAGCUCCAGUUCAUUUCGGUGGUUUCAAGUCAGCGGGUGAAGAGGCGGUUGCUGAAGAAAUUGAGUACUCGUUUGAAGAGAGAAGAGCUGGGUUUGCUCUUCCUCACACUGCACACGUGAAGUCACUGAUUCAAGUUUGA